AGAGAGAAAAAAAAAAGUGGAAACGAAGGCAGAGCCGCAUAAGCUUUCUUCUCCAUCUUGAUGCUCUCCGUGCUAGAAGGAAAAGGAAGGGAAAGUGAGAAGGUGAAGAAAGCGUGAAGCAGAAAAUCAGCGAAGAUUCUCCCGCGGAUCUUCAGUACAGUUAACUGUUGCCUAAAAGAGAAUGGGUUAUUCGAAGGAUCAACUGCUUACCCGAUUGCAGGAGCUUCAGAUUGACCAUGCAAAGUAUGAGCAUCCUGUGGUUUUAACAGUUGAGGCCCAGGCAAAGUAUGUCGGGAACAUGGGAGGUGCACUGAGUAAAAAUUUGUUCUUAAAGGACAAGAAACAUAGGUUUUACAUUGUUUCUGCUAUGGCAGAUACGAAAGUGGAUAUGAAAGUUUUAUCUCAAAGGCUUGGUUUAGGUAAAGGAGGUCUGAGAAUGGCUCCGGAAGAGGCAUUGGGUGAGAUACUGCAGGUGCCGCUGGGAUGUGUUACUCCAUUUGCACUAAUAAAUGAAUCGGCACGACAUGUUUCGCUCUUGCUCGAUCAAGGAUUCAAAAGUCAAGACCGCUGCAUCUUCCACCCAUUGUCUAAUGACACGUCAAUUUUUCUUGCUCCUAGUGGUCUUGACAAGUUUCUGAAAUCAAUUGGGAGGGAUUCAGCAUACAUUGAUCUAGAGGCUAACCCUAUGGUGGGGAAGGAUCAGCCCCCUGAUCUUGCUGCUUUUGUUCCAUCUGGUUCCACAGUUCUGCCAGAUACUCCAGAAAAAGUAGCAUCUUCACAAGUUUCUACUGGAAAUCAUGUUAUUCUGGAUAGCAAGUCUGUUGCAGCAAAAGUAAAAAAGCCAUCCAGUAAUAUGCAACAUGUCAAGGAGAACUCGGCCCCUGCUGCUCAGCCAUCACUGCUCUUCAAGGAUCCCGAGAAAUUUGUGGAAGAGAUUCUAGAUAAAACAUCUUCUCUAUUGCUCUCAGAGAUUACGGAGGCAAAUGUUAAGCAACAAGGGGAACAGCUUGGGACUGCCUUGGUAAACAGUUUAAGAAAACGCCUUAGCUCGGAUUUGAAGAACCUCGCUACAAUUUACAAGAACACGGCAUAUACAGAAGGGUUUUAUGCCGGUACUCACCAUCAACCUAAGCGCAGUUGAAUUGUUGAACAUGACUUAACUACAACCUUGGGAAUAGAAUUUCCUGUCGGUCUACUGAGUUGAAUUAUAGAUGAGUUUUUUAGGACUGUCCUUGGUUUAUUAAGCAAAGGAUUUCUGGAGUUGCGGCGACAUUGUUGUACUUGUUAACAUGACAUUGCUCCUUGAGGAAUUCACGGAAAGGUUCAAGUUACAUAUUCGCCUGAGCACAGUAAUUUUAAAUCGAUGGAAUUAUUUCUCUGCUCUGUUUGAAACAGAAACGAAGGUCGGUGUAAUAUUAUUAUAUGUAAAUACAUUAUAUUCAUUUAUACACUAAUUUAAGAGUAGUAUUAUAUGCAUAA
Carica papaya (papaya) is the source of this 1479-nucleotide messenger RNA. RefSeq names its product YbaK/aminoacyl-tRNA synthetase-associated domain-containing protein. Gene Ontology annotation, molecular function: aminoacyl-tRNA deacylase activity. NCBI's taxonomy places the organism in Eukaryota, Viridiplantae, Streptophyta, Magnoliopsida, Brassicales, Caricaceae. The record is from RefSeq and is a predicted model, not a curated record.